CAUUUUGGACAAACUAUUACAGAACCCCACACUACUCCGAGCUGCUAAUAAAAUGCUUUUUCAUGCCUUCAUUAGCCCAUAAUAAUAAUUCUCAAAACAAAAAAAGAGAUGAAGAAGCAUUUGGCUUCCGCAAUUUUUCUAAUUUUCUUGGUGCAGAAUAUCUGUUUCUUUGUUGAAGUAGAAGCAGGAGAUGGCUUUAUUAGGACUAGAGGGAUUCAUUUCAUGUUAAAUGGCGACCCUUUUUAUGCCAAUGGGUUUAAUGCCUACUGGCUAAUGUAUGUAGCUUCUGACCCCUCUCAAAGAUCCAAAGUUUCAGCUGCAUUUAAAGAAGCUUCAAGCCAUGGCCUUACUGUGGCUAGAACUUGGGCUUUUAGUGAUGGUGGAUACAAGCCACUACAAUAUGCUCCUGGCUCUUACAAUGCAGACAUGUUUAAGGGGUUGGAUUUUGUGAUAUCUGAAGCAAGAAGGUAUGGAAUGAAGGUUGUAUUAAGCUUGGCAAAUAAUUAUGAGAGCUUUGGGGGGAAGAAACAAUAUGUGAAGUGGGCUAGAAGUCAUGGACAGUACCUCAAUUCGGAUGAUGAUUUCUUUCGGAACCCUGUUGUUAAGGGCUAUUACAAGAAUCAUAUUAGGACUGUUCUCAACAGAUACAACACCUUCACUGGAGUUGUUUACAAGAAUGACCCUACAAUCAUGGCUUGGGAGCUUAUGAAUGAGCCUAGAUGCACAUCAGAUUCUUCUGGAAGAACCAUUCAGGCCUGGGCAACGGAGAUGGCUUCUUAUGUUAAGUCUAUUGACAGAAACCAUUUAUUAGAAGUUGGCUUAGAAGGAUUCUAUGGGCAAUCAACUCCUCAGAGGAGGACUCUGAAUCCUAAUUUUGACAUAGGAACUGACUUCAUCGCCAACAAUCGCAUACCUGGCAUUGAUUUUGCCACUGCUCAUGCUUAUCCCGAUCAAUGGAUAACAAACUCAAAUGAUCAAGCCCAGCUAUCCUUUCUCAACAAUUGGUUAAACUCCCACAUUCAAGAUGCUCAAUAUAUUCUCCGAAAGCCAUUGCUGAUCACAGAAUUCGGGAAAUCUUGGAAGGAUUCAGGUUUCAGCUCCUACCAGAGGGACCUUCUUUACAACACAGUGUAUUACAAGAUAUAUUCAUCAGCCAAGCGCGGGGGAGCAGCAGCUGGAGGGCUCUUCUGGCAACUUUUAAGUGAAGGAAUGGACUCAUUUCGCGAUGGAUACGAGAUAGUCUUAAGCCAGAGUCCUUCAACUGCAAAUUUAAUAGCUCAACAAUCUCAUAAGCUGUACCAGAUUAGGAAAAUAUUCUCAAGAAUGAGAAAUAUUCAGAGGUGGAAGAGAGCAAAGGCUGCUAGAAGGGGUGAUUGGACAGACAGGAACAGAGGAAGGCGAAUUGGAAACUGAUGAUAAGCUUGCUAUGUUGCAGUUUGAAGCUAUAACUUCUGUUUUUAAUGAAGUAGUAUGUGUGACAAAAAAACUGUCCUAAAGGAUUUUGUAUGCUAUAGAAAAUUCUGUUAAGUAUUUGCAAAAAUGCCUUUCUUUGAGAUGAUUAUGGUUCAUCCAGGUGGGUUAAUAGAUUACUUAGUAGUUGUUUUAAGUUUUAAGUAGUUGACUACUUGUGUUGUUAUUUACUUGUUAUGUAAUUUGUCGCUUAUAUAU
Messenger RNA from Nicotiana tabacum (common tobacco), 1668 nucleotides. RefSeq names its product mannan endo-1,4-beta-mannosidase 7-like. Gene Ontology annotation, molecular function: mannan endo-1,4-beta-mannosidase activity. The record is from RefSeq and is a predicted model, not a curated record. NCBI's taxonomy places the organism in Eukaryota, Viridiplantae, Streptophyta, Magnoliopsida, Solanales, Solanaceae. Gene Ontology annotation, biological process: polysaccharide catabolic process.